GGGACAAAUCAGUGGUUUGGGAUAAAUCUGCAAGGACAAGAGGACACAGGGCUCAAAACUGGGACUGUCCCGGGUAAAUAGAGACCUGUGUUCACGCUAUACCUUCUCCAAAGCACGGGCCCACGGAGCUCCCUACCCCUUUAAUAUUGGAGCUUUAACGCAGGCUUGUUUUCCAGAGCCACCGGCCACUUCGCUUACUUCCUGGUGCGCCAGAGAGAGGCAGUGCUGAGACCGACCGGAGCAAUAGUGUGAGAGACAUUCACACAGAAAAACACAUAGAGGAGAGACGAGAGGGGCUGGAGACGCGAUACGAACUGUUGUCUUGAAUCCCACGAAGCCCCCUUCUCUCUGUCUCGCCUUUAUUUUUGUAAAUUUGGACAUUUCUGGCCCGAAUCGAGUCGUUUUUUCUCCGCUGGUUGGUGCGCAAAGGAGACCGCUUUUGGAUGACGGUCGGCUGCGGCUAAAGCGGAAUUGUAACGGGGGGAACCUAUAUCCCUCCCUCCCCUCCGACGAAGAUUUUUUUUUCUAUUUUUCAACAUUUACAGUCAUUUCGGGAGGACUAAUCUAACUGUUAUUUUCAUUCGUUUUGACGUUUCCUCGUGGAAGGGUUAGGGCGACGGAAGAUGGGUUGUUUGGGCAACAGUAAGACAGAGGAUCAACGCAUCGACGAAAAGGCACAACGAGAAGCUAAUAAAAAGAUCGAAAAACAGCUGCAAAAGGAGCGACAAGCGUAUAAAGCCACGCACAGGCUCUUAUUGCUUGGUGCGGGAGAGUCCGGAAAGAGCACCAUUGUAAAGCAGAUGAGAAUCCUACACGUCAAUGGAUUCAACGCGGAAGAAAAGAAACAGAAAAUCCAAGAUAUCCGGAAAAACGUGAAGGAUGCAAUAGUGACUAUAGUGUCGGCGAUGAGCACUUUAAUACCCCCUGUCCCGCUAGCCAACCCAGAGGACCAAUUCAGAAUCGAAUACAUAAAAAGCAUAGCACCGCUUUCGGACUUCGACUAUCCACAGGAGUUCUUUGACCACGCAAAGAAGUUAUGGGAUGAUGAAGGAGUCAAGGCCUGUUUCGAGAGGUCAAACGAGUACCAGCUCAUCGACUGUGCACAAUAUUUUCUGGACAGAAUCGACUCAGUAAGACAGAGUGACUACACACCCACGGACCAGGACCUUCUACGCUGCCGAGUGUUAACUUCAGGGAUUUUCGAGACGCGGUUCCAAGUAGAUAAAGUCAACUUUCACAUGUUCGACGUUGGAGGCCAGAGAGACGAGAGGAGAAAAUGGAUCCAAUGCUUUAACGAUGUCACUGCGAUCAUCUUCGUGGUGGCCAGCAGCAGCUACAACAUGGUAAUAAGGGAAGACAACAACACCAACAGACUACGGGAAGCACUCGACCUCUUCCGCAGCAUUUGGAACAACAGAUGGUUACGCACUAUAUCCGUCAUAUUAUUCCUCAACAAGCAGGACAUGUUGGCAGAGAAAGUAUUAGCUGGAAAAUCCAAAAUCGAAGACUACUUUCCUGAAUAUGCUCGCUACACCAUACCAAAUGAAGCCACCCCCGAACCCGGCGAGGACCCAAGAGUCACAAGAGCUAAGUUUUUCAUCCGGGACGAGUUUCUUCGGAUCAGCACUGCGAGUGGGGACGGCCGCCACUACUGCUACCCUCACUUCACCUGCGCCGUGGACACAGAGAACAUCCGCCGCGUGUUCAACGACUGCAGAGACAUCAUACAGAGAAUGCACCUGCGCCAGUACGAACUCUUGUGAUGGACACGCCCCCUCUCCCCCCCGAGGCCCCGCCCCUCUCAACCCGACCCAACGCCCCGCCCCUCUCGACCCGACGCCCCCGUAAACCCCGCCCCUCUGACCUCUCACCUGCCCCGGGACGAUGAAGUACUACUGAAGUGUGUCAAAAUCCUCUUCUUAGCUUUUUCUACGUUUUUUCUCAAUGAUGACGGAAUAGUUGGAGUUUUUGAAGACAUUCGGGGAACAAGUUUGCCGUGUGCCGCUGGUUAAUUUUUUUUUUUUUUCCAUAAAACGCCUUGAUUUUAAAUGUCAUUCCACUAAAAGAGCCUCGCGCUACCUCCUUAAUUUUGCCCCUUUUGUGUCUUUUUCCUUUUCGUUUUUGUUUUUUUCAUAAUUUUAGUUUAUUUUUCGACUUCCUUUGGACCUAAUUUGUUGGGUGUGAAACUUGAAACCAACCGGACCUCAUUGUAGAGGCUAGGCGUGCUAUGAAGAUGAUUUUGUGUGAAAAUGUCUGGCAACCUCCAUAACGUUUCCCAAUAUAUAUUUUUGAAGGAGAAAGACAAACGUAUGAAGAUUUAAAUGCACUUUGCUUCAGGUUCCUUAAUAAUUUCGUUUUUUUGAAUUUUUCGUUUUGAAUUUUUUUUUUUUUUUUUUUUUGUCCAGAGGAAGCAUACACACACAAUGUAGCAUCACUAUAUUUAUUAACCCUGGUGUUAACUCGAGGGGCGAACGGAGGAGAAAUUUGUGGAUUUUUUUGACUUUUUUUUUUUUUUUUUUGACAAUUUUUUUUUUUUUUUUUUGAAGGAUUAUUAUUAUUCUAACGCGGGACUGAGUUUGCACCUUAGCCCCCCUCUCUACAAACUCCAAAAAUACCACCCAACCCUUUCCGCUUUCAGACAGGAGGGACCACGAAGAGAAAGAUGACGAUUUUUGUUUUGUUUUUUUUUUCUUCUUUUUUUUGUUUAACUUGUACACUGUGCAAGGUUGGGUUAUCCUGUACAGACUGUAAAAUGUAAUAUUAUUUUGUACAACCUGAUUGAAAGAAAAACAAAUCUACUUGUAGAUCUUUGUGCCUUGAAUAUGGCUGUACUUGUAAUAUGAGCUCAUGUAAGUAUGUUUUUUUGACUGCGCUGUACAGCUUUGAUGUCAACCUCUCUGCAGCCGACAAUGACUGCGGGUGGGGCAAUUUCUCUGUAGAAAUUAGUUUUUUCUGGUUUAUAAAAAAAAAAAAAAAAAACUGAAAUCCUGUUUAGUAAAAAAUAAAAAAAUAGGGAAAACUCCUUAAAAACCUGUAUACAUUAUGCAAAAUUAACCACUUACCUGCAGUGAAGACAGCGCCAUGCCUUUUUGUUUUCUUCUCUCUCUAUUUUGGUUUGAACUCCUCCUUUCGUUUUAUUUGACGAUAUUAUUAUAAUGAUUUGAACUUCACAGCUUUAAACAGACAUUGGAAAUCCAUUGUUUUUUGAUAGGAUUUUUGCAGUAUGCGUGAGGUGUAUAUAGAGACAUAGGCAUAGACGGUGCGUUUCUAUGCCGGAGUGAGAGAGACUUUUCUUAAUGUAUGUACGUGUAAAUUUAUAGCUCUAUUAUAAAUAUUAAUGUACAAUUCAACCUGUUUAAUUAUGUGUGUGCCUAUAGAAUAUGUAUACAAGAAAACGUAUGCAUAUGAUAGGAAAGCAUGUCUAGAGAAUGGUGAACAUGAGGGCGUGCAAUAUAACUACUAACCCUUUUCGGUCCUUUUUGGCGCCCUCUACUGGCACAGGCACUAAAUGAAUGUGUGAGCAGCACCGACUACAGCUCUUCUUCUUCUUCUUCUUGUUUUUCCUUCCUUCCCUCCCUCCCUGCCCUGCCCUGCCCCGUCCUUUCCCUUCCUGUGUACAAACAACAUCAGCCUUUCUCUCUUCUCUUUCUCUCUUUCUGUCUCUUUCUCUUUCUCUCUUACGGCACGUCCACCCCCCCUACAGGCAGACAGAGUGAACUGACCAGGCCGAUUACAAAUGACAUUUUUAUUUUCUCUAAAUAAAGAGGCACAUUAGCGGA
Boleophthalmus pectinirostris (great blue-spotted mudskipper) is the source of this 3779-nucleotide messenger RNA. RefSeq names its product guanine nucleotide-binding protein G(olf) subunit alpha. Gene Ontology annotation, cellular component: heterotrimeric G-protein complex. The coding region runs from base 624 to 1763 and encodes 379 amino acids. Gene Ontology annotation, biological process: adenylate cyclase-modulating G protein-coupled receptor signaling pathway. The record is from RefSeq and is a predicted model, not a curated record. NCBI's taxonomy places the organism in Eukaryota, Metazoa, Chordata, Actinopteri, Gobiiformes, Gobiidae. Gene Ontology annotation, molecular function: G-protein beta/gamma-subunit complex binding; GTPase activity; G protein-coupled receptor binding. The transcript is spliced from 12 exons.